Molecule: messenger RNA, 1722 nt
Organism: Pediculus humanus corporis (human body louse)
Lineage: Eukaryota; Metazoa; Arthropoda; Insecta; Psocodea; Pediculidae
Exons: 3
Cellular component (GO): nucleus; cytoplasmic ribonucleoprotein granule
Molecular function (GO): mRNA binding; RNA endonuclease activity; metal ion binding
Source: RefSeq, a predicted model, not a curated record
GUCGAAUUCGGUCUCAAGUUGGGAUACACGGAAAAAUUAGUUCAAACGGCUCUUUUAAAAUUAGGACCGAGACCAAGUCAAAAUGAACUUCUUGCCGAACUCAUAAAACUCGGUGCUCAAUCGUCAAAGUUGACAGACGUCGAUGAUAAAGAUGGAGGAGAAGAAAUUUGUGUGGAUGAAACCGAGGGAAGAUUGAGACCGAUUGUUAUAGACGGAAGUAACGUUGCCAUGAGCCACGGGAACAUGGAAGUAUUUUCUUGCAAGGGAAUAAAAAUUUGCGUGGAUUGGUUCAGAAACAGGGGUCAUAAGGAAAUUACGGUUUUUGUUCCCAAAUGGAGAAAAGCUGCCUCCAGACCGGAUAAUCCAAUUGUAGAUCAAGAACUUUUAACGGAAUUAGAAAAAGAAAGAAUAGUGGUUUUUACCCCCUCCAGAUUGGUUGGAGGUAAGAGAACAAUAUGUUAUGAUGAUCGUUACGUAUUAAGACUGGCCGUGGAAUUGGAUGGAAUCGUCGUUUCAAAUGACAAUUACAGGGAUCUCGCUCAAGAAAGUGCAGAUUUCAGAAAAGUAAUUGAAGAAAGAACAUUAAUGUACUCUUUUGUAAAUGACAGGUUCAUGCCUCCUGAUGAUCCUCUGGGUAGAUCCGGUCCGACGUUGGAUAAUUUUCUCAGAAUGCAAACUAAAAAGAAUAACACUGCCCUUCCUUGUCCUUACGGUAAAAAAUGUACAUACGGUAAUAAAUGUAAAUAUAAUCAUCCGGAGCGCGGGUCGAUGCCACAUAAAUCUGUGACGGAAAGAUUAGUGGAACACGCUCAAAAACAUUGGCAAGCGAGGGGAGCGAGAGAUUUUUCUGGAGUUCAACUAAAAGGUAAAUCACUGAGCGUUCCUUUAAGCACGGAAGACCAUGUGAAACAACACGGAGCAAUCAAGAAAACUCCUUUGGUCCGUACGAAAUCUGGAACUCCCGCUUUUCCAACUUCUUGUUUCAAUUUAGAAAGUGACAGAGUUGGAAAGAGUAAAAGCGUUGAAAAUAUUUUGAACGAAAAACCUUUUCCGCAAGAUACUUUGACACAAAAUGUUUUUUGGAGGCCUUUGAAUCCGCCCGACUGGCAUUACGCUCAAAUGAUGAAUCAAGGAAGAGCUCACAGCACUGUUGGUCAACGACUCUCAGAUCCCGAAGCUUCUCGAAGUGAAACUCCGAGAAAUCUUCAUAAGAAAUUGGAACGUCAGCUGACGUUAAAUCCUUACGAACAUGAUUUUUACGGCAUGAGACAAAUCAAUGCUGGACCAGUAGAUAAUAUUGAUAAUACUUAUUGGGAACAUCAAAACGUUAGCAGGAUAGCAUCGGCUCCCGAUUCUUUUCGGGUCGUUCAUCCGCAGUCGUCAAAUAGAAGGUCAAUGCAAAGAUUCAGUAGCACAUCAGAUUCUCAAAUUAAUUUAUGUGCUCCAGAUUCAUCUUCGAGCGUAUCGGAUCCGUUUGAAAACAGAACGUGGAUUCCCGCCGCUCAAACUCCUCUAAUAUAUUCCUCGCCGAAUCCCAUGGGAUUACCUCCACAGACUCUCCAUCAAUUUGAUUCGUACUCUAAAGAAGAAGCAAGAAGAAAACUUCACUAUCAUCUCUCUUCAAUUUUUCCGGAAGAACAGGUAAGAGCAGCUCUUCAAUUAUAUCCGAACGAAACGAAACCUCAAGAGAUUUGUGCCGCCAUUUUAGCCAUGUUUCCCUAA